Molecule: messenger RNA, 399 nt
Organism: Trichosporon asahii var. asahii CBS 2479
Lineage: Eukaryota; Fungi; Basidiomycota; Tremellomycetes; Trichosporonales; Trichosporonaceae
Exons: 1
Coding region: 1-399 (132 amino acids)
Source: RefSeq, a predicted model, not a curated record
AUGGACGACAAGUCGCAGCCUCCCCAGUACGGCCAGCCCGCUUACGGCCAGCCAGGCUACGGACAGCCUCCCCAGCAGUACGGCCAGCCCGGCUACGGCCAGCCGCCUCAGCAGUACGGCCAGCCAGCCUAUGGCCAGCCGGGAUACGGCCAGCCCCAGCAGCCAUACCAGUACAACCCGCAGCAGCCGUACCAAGCCGCCCCUGUUCAGCAGUACCCCCCGCAGCCGAGCUAUGGCCAGCCGCCCCAGCAGCAGUACCAGCAGCCCCCGCAGCAGCAGUACCAGCAGCAGCCGACCAUCAUGCCCGACCCCGAGGAGGAGAAGCACCGCAAGGACCACAAGAAGUCGGGCAAGGUCAAGGAGAUCUUCUCCAAGGUGAGUAUCCUCGUUGUGCUCUAG